Messenger RNA from Stylophora pistillata, 2523 nucleotides. RefSeq lists its product as uncharacterized. Gene Ontology annotation, molecular function: protein binding. The record is from RefSeq and is a predicted model, not a curated record. Lineage: Eukaryota; Metazoa; Cnidaria; Anthozoa; Scleractinia; Pocilloporidae.
GCGGAAGUUUUGGAAGGUUGUGAAAAGUCCUCACUGCAAAUCAUUAUUUGCAGUUGUUCAUUUGAAAACCUCGGCCACUUAGUCAGCAUUUUGGAGAGGAUAGCAAUGGAAAACCUAAUGGUAGAGGCCAUAAUAACUUUCGUAGAGAGAGCCUUUUUUGUUGCCGUGUUCCUGCUAAAGUCAGAUCGCGCUCAGAAAGCCAUUGAGGUGUGCAGCGAAUGCUUGAUUUUGCUAAACAACACCAACCAGAACAUCAAAGACCAAUUUAUUUCACUACGCUAUGGCGCUAUCUAUGACGUUCUUUUCCGCGCUUAUCGUCAUAUCUCUGACUACAUAAAUGCGGAAAGAUACGGAAGGAGACUACUUGUCCUAUACAACGAGUCUGGUGACUUACUACGAGAAGGAUACAUAAGCAUAGCUCUAGCAGAGAUAGCUGAGGGUCAAAACAGGUUAGCAGAGGCCAAAAAACUUUAUGAAAAAGGAUUAAAUACAUUGAGACAAACUGGUGAACAAAUUGGAGAAGUAAACGCCUGUAUAAGACUCGGAAAUAUCUGUCAUAAACUUGGCGAAAACCUUAAAGCAAAAAAGUAUUUUGAGAGAGCUCUUGUCAUCAUAAAUGGAAUUGGCGACAGAAAUAAAGAGGCAACAUGCUAUGGAAACCUAGGAACAGUGUGUGAGUCGCUCGGGCAAUACGACAGGGCAAAAGAGUAUCUCGAAAAAGCGCUUGUCAUCAUAACUAAAAUUGGCGACAGAAAUGCAGAGGCAACGUGCUACGGAAACCUAGGAGCUGUGUGUCAGUCGCUCGGGCAAUACGACAGCGCAAAAGAGCAUCUUGAAAAAGCGCUUGUCAUCAGAACUGAAAUUGGCGACAGAAAUGGAGCGGCAACUUGUUAUGGAAACCUAGGAACAGUGUGUGAGUCGCUCGGGCAGUACGACAGGGCAAAGGAGUAUCUCGAAAAAGCGCUUGUCAUCAUAACUAAAAUUGGCGACAGAAAUGCAGAGGCAACGUGCUACGGAAACCUAGGAGCUGUGUGUCAGUUGCUCGGGCAAUACGACAGGGCAAAAGAGCAUCUUGAAAAAGCGCUUGUUAUCACAACUGAGAUUGGCGACAGAAAUGGAGAAGCAGCUUGCCACGGGAACUUAGGAAAUGUGUAUGAGUCGCUCAAGCAAUAUGACAGGGCAAAAGAGCAUCUCGAAAAAGCGCUUGUUAUCACAACUGAGAUUGGCGACAGAAAUGCAGAAGCAGCUUCCCACGGGAACUUAGGAACUGUAACUGAAAUUGGCGACAGAAAUGGAGAGGCAUCAUGCUACGGAAAUCUAGGAACUCUGUAUCAGUCGCGCGGGCAAUACGACAGGGUAAAAGAGUACUUAGAAAGAGCGCUUCUCAUCAGUACUGAAAUUGGUGAUAGGGAAGGGGAAGCAACAGGUCUUGCAAACCUUGGAGCUUUUUCUAGAUUCCUUGGAGAUUAUGAAGCUUCGGAAGUGUACUUGGAGAGAGCAUUAAUCAUAUCCAAAGAUAUUGGAUGUAGGAGAAGAGAGUUCGAGAUCCUAGAAGCUUAUGCCAUUUUGUAUUUUUGUCAAAACAAAAUGAAAGACUCCCUUUCUUGUCUUCAUCAAUGCAUUAUUAAAUAUGAAGAGCUGAGAGAUUUCCUUGGCGUCAACGACCAGUUUAAAACCUCAUUUUUGGAGCAGAGUGGUGUAUAUCCCUACAGUUUCCUUGGCAGUUUGCUUUGUCGAACCGGAAAUAGUUGUGAUGCUCUUUAUGUUGAGGAGUUGAGUCGUGCAAGAGGCCUAUCAGACUUGAUGGCCAAGAAGUACUCGGUUGAAACGCACGUCUCUGCUAACCCACAAUCUUGGUUUGGCAUUGAAAAAAUUUUGAGAAAGGAAAAGAACUGUACUUGUCUUUAUAUUUCUUAUGUUCAAAAUGACGUGCAUUUGUGGAUCUUGAAAACAAGUGGAGCCAUUCAUUUUAAAUACAUAUCACUUGAAGAGGGUCUUGUUCAGGCUGGGUUACCCAAAGAUUUGCCUUUGAGUACAUUUUUGGCUGAUAAUUUCCGGAGUCUUGGUAUUUUGCCAAUUGAAGAUUGUGAAGAUCGAUCUUUAAAUAUGGUUGAGUCGCAACCUCUUACCCCCGAGCAAAAGAGCUCAGCAAGGGUGCGUCUCGUGGAGGAGGACGAUGAAGUCAUUUCAAUUCUAUCGCUGUGUUACAAAAUCUUUAUUGCCCCAAUUUAUGACUUGCUCGAGGAGCCUGAAGUCAUUAUUGUUCCGCACAAUACUUUGUACAAAGUUCCCUUUGCUGCCCUGAGUGAAAAGGAAGGAGCCGAAUACCUCUCUCAGACUCGUAGGAUUCGUGUCAUUCCUUCUUUGACGACACUCAAGAUCAUUCAAGACAGUCCAGAUGACUAUCACAGCAACACUGGUGCCUUGAUAAUAGGCGAUCCCAAGGUUGAUUGGCUGCUGCCAUUGCCAGGUGCAAGAAAGGAAGCGGAGAUGGUCGGACGACUGGUGGGCAUUCCGCCCCUG